Messenger RNA from Cladocopium goreaui, 2619 nucleotides. The record is from the annotation of a GenBank genome assembly. NCBI's taxonomy places the organism in Eukaryota, Dinophyceae, Suessiales, Symbiodiniaceae.
AUUUCCUGUAGCCACAGCCUAUGGCAGCAGACCAAUGGAAAGCCGCCUUUCUGGCUGUGUGCCUGAGAAGUGACUUCCAGCCCUUGACAGAGCUGCUGGCAAAGGAUGACAGGAGCAUUGGCAUCAAUGAAGCCAGCAUUGACUGGGAAGGAGUUUUCCUCACACCUCUGUUUGUGGCAUCAUUGCUGCGGCUGGAGGAUCAAUUGCCACAGCUUGUGGCAGCUGGGGCUGAUCCCAAUGCUCAAUGCUUCUACGAAGGAUUGCUCUGCUCACCGUUGCACGCGGCAGCGCUACACUGCGACACGGCGGUGCUCACUGCGUUGAUCGAGGCUAAAGCCGACAUCAACGCCAAAGCAGAGGCAUCAGCAGUGGAGGGUGAGGAGGACCUUGCUCACGGUUUGUCGGAUUGUCAUGCCCUACACGUGUUGAUCAUCAGAGACGUUUUCUGUGAAGAGGCAUAUCGCUUGCUAAUGCGCAGCGGCCUCCGGCUGAGCGCUCCCUGUCGCAGCAAAGACGGCGAGGAAAUCUCAGGUCUUUUGCUACCCAGGCUGCUGAGCAACACCAGGGCCACAGAGGAACGCUUGGACAAAUUGCUGGGAGACGAGGUGCAGCUGAUCAUUCGUUCCCCUGGCCUUGCCUAUGCCCUGAAUGAUUUCUUGGAAGUCAUCUCGCAUCUCCGGAGAGAGUACAAUGUCACCUAUCGGUGUGCCAGCGACAUCGAUUUUAAGCUCCUGGAUGAAGCACCCAGCGCGAAUGCAGGCCUUGACGAGGAACCUUCCACAGCGUUGCUGUUUGCAGCGCAGGUUGGAAGCAGUGAGGCGGUCCGGCUGCUGCUCUACGCGGGUGCCCAGGCCGCGCAAACGGUGCGGUGGUCGGUGCCCAUGGGGCACGGCCGUAUGGUGCUGCCAGCCCAAGCCGUACACUUGGCAUGCCUUCGAGGAGAUGUUGUGAUGGUAGAACAGCUGCUUUUCUUCGGAAUAAGCCCCGAGAUUUGCUGUGUUGGCAAAGUCUACUCAGCGGAUGAUUUCAGAGCAGAGAAAGAGCUGGAAGUUUGGUCGGACCUCACUCUGAUGCACCUGGCGGUAUUGAGUCAUGCCUAUGACUUGGUUGCAACUUUGGUUCAGAUGGACUGCCACCUGGAGACCUCUGCAAAAAGACAAGUGGGAGGUUCCACGCUGCAGGUCACGCCGCUGCACAUGGCAGUUCUCUUGGAAGAUGCAAAGGGCUGUUCGAGCCUUAUGGAUCAUGGUGCAGAGGUCAGCGAAACAAUCCGGGAGGCAGCCUUUGCGCGACGGUCUCUGCGAGAGAUGUUUGGCGGUUCCUCCCCCAUAAGCCUUGAGGACUGGGUGACCGCCAUCCUGCAGGGGCAGGAAGCAUUGCAAGAACUCCUGGAACAGCGGACAAACCUCGACAAGGCCUUCGAAUGGCCGCGCGACAUGGAGUCUUCCAGAGCUUUGUUGGAGGGCAAGACCUUGUCCUCACCAGAGCUCACGGAGAGAUUGCAGACCCUAAGCACCGGCCGCACCUACUUCGAGGGCUUGCGACCUGUGCAUUUGGCACUUCUGUUCGAUCAACCUUGGGCAUUGCAACGGCUAGUGGCAGCCGGAGCGGCCUUUGACAAAGUUGAAGGUGUUGUGCCUGUGCGAGAGAUUCUGGUGGAUCCUCCAGGUGAUCCACUGCUGCACGGAAUGGACUUGGAUGUUGUGAUGCUCUGUGUCCGCGCGGGCACAUUGGAGAUGCUUCAGUUUCUCUAUGAGCAGCAGCUCCUACCAGAUGUCAACAGCAAGCUGCCCUUGGUGCCAGACAUCACUCCACCAUUCUGGCCUUGGAAGGUGGAGGGUUUGGGUGAGGAGUUGCUUUGGGCAUGGCGCGGUUUGACGCCCUUGACCUUGGCUUUGCUCCAUGGGCGCGGCGACGUUGCUUUACUUCUGGUGAGGCUUGGCGCCGACCUGCUGUCGCAACUGGAUCACAUUGCCAUCGAGGCGCCCAAACACUAUUCGGUCACAGACAACUGCUUCCGAGGCUUGACUGCUCUGCAUCUCUGUGCUCUUCUGGAUCUCAAUGCCAUUGCUCAUGCACUUCUUCUCAGUGAAUGCAGUGGUGACGUGCCCUUCGUUUUUCCCAACGAAACACGGCCACCGCAGUUCAAGGAACUUCUGGGUGCGGUGUGUCAACAGCUCUGGGCCACCAUGGAAUCGGAUGGCAAUCCCGAGAAGGAACCCUGGCUCUGGCGUGACUUGACACCGUUGCAUUUGUCCCUGGUGGCAAAGAACUACGUCACUGCAGAUGUGCUGAUUGAGGCCUCCACACCUGAUACCUUGGAUAUCCUCUGCAGUCGGAAGGACGUGGAGAACGAUUCUGAGAUAUCGUACAGUGCAUUGCUGUUAGCCUUCGAACACCGCAGAAAGGACUUGCAUCGAAAGAUAGCUAAGAGGUCCUGCUAAUUGGAAGCCUGAGUCGCGACACUUGGGAAGCCAGAUGCGCCUCGAUGAUGACAUCAGCAAUUUGAGGAACAGCAUCACUUAGCUGACGCCCGGAAGUUCAUACAUAGCGUGCAGGUCAAAUUCUGGCUUGCCCUUGUCAAAAAGGCAAGGUACUCAGCUCAAAACAGAGAAAAUG